Molecule: messenger RNA, 936 nt
Organism: Hyaloscypha bicolor E
Lineage: Eukaryota; Fungi; Ascomycota; Leotiomycetes; Helotiales; Hyaloscyphaceae
Exons: 4
Coding region: 248-772 (174 amino acids)
Source: RefSeq, a predicted model, not a curated record
AAGACUUUGUGGCUGACGACUGGGCCGAUAUUUCUAGUGUUCAAGAAAGAAAAUAUAGAAUAGGCUGAGUAAAAGAGCACAGUGAAAACGGUUAGCUUCAGCAAAGCUGCACCACGCGAAUACCAGCUCUGCAGAUACAACUUCCUGCCACGGGAGUAGCACGUCAAAUAUCGGAAGCUGAGCCACCACGGUUCUUCACUACGACCUAUCAUCCACCUCUACAGUCGUCCCUGAAGCCAACAUUUGCAUGCACUUCCCUCUCCCCCCCGACCAUCAUAUCACCCUCAUGCAGGUCAACCUCUGCCGUGCAACACACCUCAACCUCGCUCUCCUCGCUCCUUACGCCUCAAAGCCCACCUCCGAUCUCCUCCCUCUCUGUCAAAGCAUCUCGAAACAUAGACUCCCUCCCGCGCUGCUCCCUUCCCUGAUGCCCACGGCGGCGCAGCGGGCCAUCAAGCAUCCUGCUCGGAUCGGUGCCGUGACUCUACCGCAACUGAGGGAUAACUUCAUCGCCGCGUUGGGCACAUUUCAUUAUGAUUCUCUGUGUGAUGACUUGCUGAAGGGAGGAGUGGAUACAGAGGGGAAGCAUAAAGGAGUUAUGGUAUGGGCUGACUCAUGGGAUAUAAGGGGGUGGGAGAUGAUGGAGAGAUUUGUGAAGAAGUGGGGAUUUAUCUUAAAGGACUGUGAUGAGUUUUUCGAGGUGGGCAAUUGGUGGAGGCGCAGGGAGGUGGAGGAAUUGAUGUUUGAAAUUGGAGAAUUGAGCAUUAAUUAGUCUAAAGAAGGCUGGAAGGGACACGCGGCAUCUUGUUUAAGACACACUAUUUCUUAGCGAGUGAAAAGGGGAGUUAGCCGGAGGUUUAAACGAGUAACCCUUACUAGCAAUUAGUACUUUAGAUUAGAUCCUGAACCACCUCGAAGGCAAGAGGGUAGCAUCGC